GGGGUCGUUGCUAGCGGGCGCGCAGCAGUAUGCGAUGUUUAGCCGAAAGACCAGAGAGCAGGCUAGAUAUUAGCUAACCGUUAACUGCACUACCACCACCAUUUUGCUGCUGGGCAAACCGAUUACCGUUGGACAGGCAUUUCGGUUGGCCAGGAUUGUUUCUCCGGUUAGCACCUCCAGUGUUUGACUGUAAAUGUGACAGGCCAUAUCAACACAUCCAUCCUUACUAUGGGUCAGGACCGUGGGAAGUAUGAUUUUUACAUUGGCCUUGGAUUGGCGAUCAGCUCUAGCAUCUUCAUUGGAGGCAGUUUCAUCCUCAAGAAGAAAGGGCUUCUUCGUCUGGCAAGGAAAGGGUCAAUGCGGGCAGGUCAGGGUGGUCAUGCAUAUCUGAAAGAAUGGCUAUGGUGGGCUGGUUUAUUAUCAAUGGGGGCAGGGGAGGCAGCAAACUUCGCAGCAUAUGCUUUUGCUCCCGCUACUCUUGUCACCCCUCUAGGAGCCCUCAGUGUGCUUGUCAGAGUUACUGUGAUUGACGGUACAUGUUGUUGCAGUGCGGUCCUGUCCUCGUACUUCUUGACAGAGCGGUUAAACCUGCAUGGGAAGCUUGGCUGCCUGCUUAGUAUCCUGGGCUCCACCACCAUGGUCAUCCAUGCUCCCCAAGAGGAAGAGAUCAGCAGCCUUGAACACAUGGCCAGGAAGCUGGUUGACCCAGGUUUUUUGGUCUUUGCCACUUUGGUUGUCAUCGUGGCACUCAUCUUCAUAUUUGUCGUGGGACCCCGGCAUGGUCAAACCAAUAUCCUCGUGUACAUCACAAUCUGCUCAGUAAUUGGGGCACUUUCAGUGUCCUGUGUGAAAGGACUAGGCAUUGCCAUCAAGGAAGCCAUCGCUGGGAAAUCUGUAGCAACAAAUCCCCUGGCAUGGAUCCUGUUUUUUGGUCUUGUGGGUUGUGUGAGCACACAGAUCAACUACCUGAACAAGGCCCUGGACAUAUUUAACACCUCCUUGGUGACACCCAUCUACUACGUAUUCUUCACUACAUCUGUGCUCACCUGCUCGGCAAUCCUCUUUAAGGAGUGGGAACACAUGGGCACAGAUGACGUGAUUGGAACCCUGAGUGGCUUCCUCACCAUCAUUGUGGGAAUUUUCUUGCUCCAUGCAUUUAAAGACAUUACAGUUAGCUUGGCCACGCUUGCUGUGUCCAUGAGGAAGGAAGAAAGAGCCUUUCCUAUAGCCAAUGGUGUAGCUUCCCACAGUACCUAUGAACUACUGCAUAACGACUCCACUGAUGCCAUGGAGGACAGGGAACUGGGCUUGCCUUUUGAUAGUAUUUCUAGAAGGAAUGGUGCAAUGAUGGCCUCAUAG
Molecule: messenger RNA, 1359 nt
Organism: Lampris incognitus (smalleye Pacific opah)
Lineage: Eukaryota; Metazoa; Chordata; Actinopteri; Lampriformes; Lampridae
Gene: nipa2
Product: NIPA magnesium transporter 2
Exons: 6
Coding region: 229-1359 (376 amino acids)
Biological process (GO): magnesium ion transport
Cellular component (GO): membrane
Molecular function (GO): magnesium ion transmembrane transporter activity
Source: RefSeq, a predicted model, not a curated record